AACACAACUUGGAUUUCAGACCUUUGCUUGUUCCUUUCAAGGAGGUGCGGUGUCUGGAGAGGACUAUGAGGAAGUGAGGUCGGGUCGAGGAGGAAGAGGAAGGAACCAACAGAACACCAGAGGUAGCUGGCGGUACAACCGUGAGGAGGAGGACAGGGACUUGGCUGUAGCGGUCAGAGCCUCCAUGAUGCAACAGAGACGACAGGAGGACAGAGGACGAGACACCCAGGACAGGAGUGGAGCGCCCAAACACCGCAAAGAGGAGAGGACGGAGAGGACGGAGAGGAUGGAGCGGCCGGAGAGGAUGGAGCGGCCGGAGAGGAUGGAGCGGCCGGAGCGGAUGGAGAGGAUGGAGCGGCCGGAGCGGAUGGAAAGGAUGGAGCGGCCUGAGAGGACGGAGCGGAUGGAGAGGCCUGAGAGGACGGAGCGGCCGGAGAGGCCGGAGCGGACGGAGAGGCCUGAGAGGACGGAGCGGACGGAGCGGACGGAGCGGACGGAGAGGACGGAGAGGACGGAGAGGCCUGAGAGGACGGAGAGGCCGGAGAGGACGGAGAGGCCUGAGAGGACGGAGCGGCCGGAGAGGACGGAGACUGAGGAGAGACCCAGGAGUUUUCCUAUCAAACCUCCGGCAGAAACUCCCCCAGUGAAGACCAUGAAGAGCAACCCUCUGACAGGAGAAGACUUCCCAGCUCUCCUGGGGCUGCAGCGCCCACACUGAGUGUUAAGGCUCCCCCCAGGUCCCUCUGAAGGAGGACGACUUCCCCAGUCUAUCUGCUGCCGCGGUUACGACCCCCGUGACCCCCGCCUACUCCGCCCAACCCAGGAAGCACUCCUCCUUCCAAGAGGAAGAUUUCCCCGUCCUGGUCUCUAAGAUCCGCCCUCCCAGACCAGCGGGGCGGAGCGACC
Molecule: messenger RNA, 906 nt
Organism: Salmo salar (Atlantic salmon)
Lineage: Eukaryota; Metazoa; Chordata; Actinopteri; Salmoniformes; Salmonidae
Source: RefSeq, a predicted model, not a curated record